AUUCGUGAAAGAGUCCAAAGCCGUCAUGGCUGGUCGAGGAAGGGGCCGUGGUGGUGCGUCGUUUAAUAUUGGUAUUUUAGGCUUUAACAGAGGUGAUGCUCUCCCUCAGCCAAUUCACCAGCCACCCCCUUUGUUCCCCCCAUUGGAAUUGAAAGCUGUACCUUUACUGCAAGGAGAGGAGUAUGAUUACAUGCUUGCAUUGAAACAAGAAUUCCGAGGAACCAUCCGGGAAUCACCGUUUUACCUGAAAGUAACUGAGAAGAAGAAAGACAUUCACCGAUAUUCAGAUAAAUACCAAAACAGUGGAAAUGAUGGGAACAGCUGUUUUCAACCAGGUUUGAUAGAUUGGGAUCGUCUUCCGCCUGAACUCAAAACACUGAAGAAGAAACUGAAGAAAGUCAGGUUCACCCCGAAACCAAAUGUUCCGACCAAAGCUGAGGCUGCUGAGGUUCUGAAGACUUUGGAGAGUUUGGAGAAGAAAGAUGUGAAUCCUGAUGAGAAUGAAACGGAAGAAAACGAAGGAGAAGAGAAUGAGCUGGAAGAGUACUAUGAGGAAGAAGAGGAAGAAGAGGACAAUGACUACAAUUUGAACUACUUUGAUAAUGGGGAAGAUUAUGGUGAUGACGAUGAUGAUGAUGUUGAUGAGGGGCCUACAUACUGAGACUGAUGAACACAGAGUAUUAUUAUUAUCAUUAUUAUUAUUAUUAUUUACUCUGUCUUCUGUCACCACAGCAAUGUCUCCAUUAUAUUCAAUUUUCGGCAUACAUCCAUUGCAGAAGAAGAGUCAGGGACUGUCUAUCCCUGCCUUUCAUUCUAUAUUUUCUACUUUUAUCUAUUAAAUGAGUGAAUCUCUGUUUGUGUAUAUAUGAUUAGAGAGUGUAUGUAUAUGUGUAUGUGGUCUAUAUUGUGCCUUAGAAAUAGAGAAGCGUCUGCGUGUUCUAAACAAUGCCUUAUUAAGGGCUGUGUAUGUUUGUGCAGUUGUGAAAGUAUGUGUAUGUAUGUAUGUAUGUAUUUUGUAAUGAGUUUUAAUAAGAAUGUACAGUGUUUCUGUGUGUGUAUUAUGUAU
Molecule: messenger RNA, 1066 nt
Organism: Octopus sinensis (East Asian common octopus)
Lineage: Eukaryota; Metazoa; Mollusca; Cephalopoda; Octopoda; Octopodidae
Product: DNA-directed RNA polymerase III subunit RPC7-like
Exons: 5
Coding region: 26-661 (211 amino acids)
Biological process (GO): transcription by RNA polymerase III
Cellular component (GO): RNA polymerase III complex
Source: RefSeq, a predicted model, not a curated record